Messenger RNA from Rana temporaria (common frog), 1681 nucleotides. It is a transcript of the gene TMEM120A, whose product is annotated as transmembrane protein 120A. Gene Ontology annotation, biological process: fat cell differentiation. NCBI's taxonomy places the organism in Eukaryota, Metazoa, Chordata, Amphibia, Anura, Ranidae. Gene Ontology annotation, cellular component: membrane. The coding region runs from base 111 to 1130 and encodes 339 amino acids. The transcript has 12 exons. The record is from RefSeq and is a predicted model, not a curated record.
UAGCUGCCGGUGAAGGGGGGCGUGUCGGCUGGCCGCAAUUGGUGGGGGAAGAGUAAUCAGGAAGUGGCGCUGGGUUGCCCACAAGUGAGCUGUUCACCGCUCGGGGUGAGAUGACUUCCUCAGGGCUCCGCGAUUGUCUGCGGGAAUGGGAAGAGCUGCAGCAGCAUUACAAUGAGAGCCAGGAGACCCAUCGCUCAUACAAGCAAAAGCUGGAGGAAUUGACAAAGCUGCAGACACGGUGUUCCAGUUCUAUUUCACGUCAGAAGAAGAAGCUAAAAGACCUAUCGCUAGAAUUAAAGAAGGUUAAAGACAGCCAAGAAAAUGAGAACAACCAAAUUAAAGACAUACAAGAAAACAUUAAGCUGCGGGAGAGAACAUUUUCUGAGAUGGAAUCCUUUCUACCCAAGAAAAACGGAUUAUACCUGAGUCUGGUAUUGGGGAAUGUGAAUGUCACUCUUUUAAGCAAACAGUCCAAGUUUGCUUACAAAGAUGAGUAUGAAAAAUUCAAACUAUACCUAACCAUGAUCCUUCUGGUCUUGUCCUUUCUAUGUCGCUUUAUGCUGAAUUCCAGGGUGGGUGAUGCUGUAUUUAACUUUUUAUUGGUUUGGUAUUACUGCACACUUACAAUCCGUGAAAGCAUUUUAAUCAAUAAUGGUUCCAGAAUUAAAGGCUGGUGGGUCCUAAACCAUUAUAUAUCCACCUUCCUCUCAGGUGUCAUGUUAACCUGGCCAGAUGGAUUAAUGUACCAGAUUUUCAGAAACCAAUUCCUUUCAUUUUCUAUGUAUCAAAGUUUUGUUCAGUUCUUGCAAUACUACUACCAAAGUGGCUGUUUGUACAGACUACGAGCUCUUGGGGAGAGGCAUAAUAUGGACCUUACUGUGGAGGGCUUUCAGUCCUGGAUGUGGAGAGGAUUGACCUUCCUUCUGCCAUUUCUCUUCUUUGGUCAGUUCUGGCAGCUCUAUAAUGCCAUCACACUCUUCCAACUAGCCAGGCAUCCAGAGUGCAAAGAAUGGCAGGUUCUAAUGUGUGGUCUCCCUUUUUUUGUACACUUCUUGGGAAAUUUCUUCACAACUCUACGAGUCGUCCACCAGAAAUUUCAGAAACAAACUGAAGAACCUAAAGACAAGUGAAUCGGCUGUAUGUCACUUAUGAUAUCUAGUUGUACUGUUAUUUGGGAAAUUGUAUGAUGACUGAGAGCCUGAGAUUUUUCUCUUUUUAACUCGGCACCAACUUUUUUAAGUUAAGGGAAAACUGUAUAAAAGACUGAGGUGCAACUUCUAAAGUGGCUCUGUUGCUACAUGAAUAAAAUGAAGACCAGCCUGCGAAAAAAGCAUUGGUAUCUUGUCUGCACCACCAAGCUCUGCUGUCUUUAAAUUGCUGAAAAAUGUUCUGCAUUCGCCACUUCUGUGUGUCAGAUACCACACCCCCAUCAAUACAGCUCGUUCCUUUAUCUGACCCUAUGUCGCCGCUGUGUCCUGUAGUGAUGUAGUUGGUAGAUGUGCAUAAAAAUCACAGGGCUUGGCAGGGGACCAGGAAUCCCACACUCCAGAAGUAUUCCAGAUGCUGAAGACAGCAGAAUUUAGUGGUGCGGUUCGAGAGGGGGUUAAAGCCCGUACACACGAUUGGAUUUUCCGACAACAAAUGUGUGAUGGCAGGGUUUUGACGGAUAAUCCGACCGUUU